GGGGGAUGGUGUGAUGUCACACAUAGGCGCGCGACACGGAUUGAAUCAUGCUUCGUGGCGGGCAAGGAGCGUUUCUUGGUUGGUCAAAACAUUUCAACGACUCCGCGCGCCCCAGGACAGCCCAGGACAGCCAGCGAUCCCGUGCCCACCAACGCCCCGCAGCACAUACAGCACACCCAGCCCCACCCAGACCCCGCGCGCCUUUCCGCCCCCCAUCGCACCACAGCACACGCGCUGUCCCUCGGUUUCCAUCACAGACAUCCCUUUCUCCCAUUCUUCCGCCACAUCCCGCAAGCCACCUCUCGCUUCCCGCUAGACUGCUGCCAUCCUAGAUUCUGACCGCGGUACCAUGGAUGCGGAGACGAACAAUCAGUGGCGGUUCGCCCAGUGUUUCGGAGACAAGGGCGAGGUAGAGGACAUCACGGAAGCCGAUAUCAUCUCUACGGUAGAGUUUGACCAUACGGGUGAUUACCUCGCGACUGGUGACAAGGGCGGUCGCGUGGUCUUGUUUGAGCGGAACGAAGCGAAACGAGGCUGCGAGUACAAGUUCUACACAGAAUUUCAAUCUCAUGAGCCCGAAUUCGAUUACCUCAAGUCUCUUGAGAUCGAGGAAAAGAUCAACAGGAUCAAAUGGUGCAAGAGGCAGAAUUCUGCCCAUUUCCUUCUGAGUACCAAUGACAAGACAAUCAAACUUUGGAAGGUGUUUGACAAGCAGAUUCGUGUGGUCGCCGAGAACAACCACUCGGAAGGCUAUGGUCAGAACACUGGCCCUUCCCAGCCCCCCCUGCGCCUCCCUCGCCUGACGACCCACGACUCCAUAACCGCCGCCGUCCCGCGAAAAGUGUACGCCAACGCGCACGCUUACCACAUUAACUCCAUCUCUGUCAACUCGGACGGGGAGACCUACAUCUCGGCCGACGAUUUGAGAAUCAACCUUUGGAACCUUGACAUCAGCGACCAGAGUUUCAACAUUGUGGAUAUCAAGCCGGUCAACAUGGAGGAGCUUACCGAGGUUAUCACUGCUGCCGAGUUCCAUCCCAUACACUGCAACCUCUUCAUGUACUCGAGCUCGAAGGGUACGAUCAAGCUCGCGGAUAUGCGAGACUCUGCGUUGUGUGAUUCACAUGCGAAGCUCUUUGAGGAGGAAGAAGACCCUGCUUCUAAAUCCUUCUUUUCUGAAAUCAUAUCAUCCAUCUCCGACGUCAAAUUCUCGCAAGACGGGCGAUAUAUUCUCUCCCGCGAUUACUUGACGCUCAAGAUUUGGGAUAUCGCCAUGGACAGCAAGCCUGUCAAGACCAUCAAUAUCCACGACCACCUUCGGCAGAAGCUUUGCGACUUGUACGAGAAUGAUUGCAUCUUUGACAAGUUUGAGUGUACAUUCAGCGGGGACGGAACCCAAGCUUUGACAGGAUCCUACCACAACUACUUCCGCAUCUACGACGUCAACUCGGACAAUGAUGUCGUGCUGCAAGCCGACAAGUCUGCAUUCAAGGCCAAGAAGAUUGGCGGCGCGAGAGGCAAGGUGCCCGGGAAGAAGGAAGGUUUGCAGACGGAAGGGAUUGACUUUUCAAAGAAGAUUUUGCACGCGAGCUGGCAUCCCCGCGAGAACACUAUUGCUAUUGCCGCCACCAACAACCUUUUCCUCUACUCUACAUUAUCAUGAGCGUUCUCUCGAACCGACAUCCAACCAUAUACCCAUUUCGCAUCCCAACAGCAAGAUCACCAAAUACAAGUUUAUUUCUCCCCCUUUACUCUGCCAAUGUUGGCCCUGUCCGUUUCCAUCCAUUUUAUUUUCCUCUCAUCUCUUUUUACAUGUCUUUCCAUAUGUUGGCAUCUGUUGCCCCUCGAGACUCUGGUGCGGCGCUUUUGUGAAUCUUCCUUUUCGCUCUCGAUAGAGUUUGUCCACGAUGAGAACAGGGGAGGCGACGCGCUUUAGUCUAUCAUAGAAAUGGUGUGCGUCGGCGCAUAAGGGGGCGCGAGGGGAGGAAUCAGUAGUAGAAAGAGGAAGAAUGGGUAUGAAAAGAAGUACUGAACACGAUCGCGAAGGGUUGGUGCCAUAAAUGAUAAUUACAGCGG
Cryptococcus amylolentus CBS 6039 is the source of this 2076-nucleotide messenger RNA. Its product is annotated as protein phosphatase PP2A regulatory subunit B. Gene Ontology annotation, biological process: peptidyl-serine dephosphorylation. The transcript has 11 exons. Gene Ontology annotation, molecular function: protein phosphatase regulator activity; protein binding. The coding region runs from base 350 to 1663 and encodes 437 amino acids. Gene Ontology annotation, cellular component: cytosol; protein phosphatase type 2A complex. Lineage: Eukaryota; Fungi; Basidiomycota; Tremellomycetes; Tremellales; Cryptococcaceae. The record is from RefSeq and is a predicted model, not a curated record.